AUGGUUCCGGGGCUGUAUAAGAUAUUUGACGAGAUUCUGGUGAAUGCGGCGGAUAACAAGCAGCGCGACCCGAGCAUGGACGCGAUUAAAGUGACCAUCGAUACCGCCAAGAAUAAGAUUCAGGUGUCGAACAACGGCCGGGGAAUUCCCGUGGAGGUGCACGCGAAGGAGGGGUGCUACGUGCCGGAGCUGAUUUUCGGGCAUCUUCUCACGAGCAGCAACUACGACGACUCGGCGCGCAAGACCACGGGCGGGCGCAACGGGUACGGCGCCAAGCUGGCGAACAUCUUCAGCACGGAGUUUGUGGUGGAGACGGCCGACGGCAGCCGGCAGAAGAAGUACAAGCAGGUCUUCUCUAAGAACAUGAGCGUGAAAAAGGAACCAGUAAUCAAGGACUGCAAGCCCACCGACAACUUCACCUCCAUCACCUUCCACCCGGACUUGGCCAAAUUCGGGCUCGAGUCUCUAGACACAGACCACGUGGCACUCAUGAGCCGACGUGUCGUUGACGUGGCAGGGUGCCUGGGGAAAUCCGUGAAGGUCACGCUCAAUGGCACGCGUGUGCCUGUGAAAUCGUUUGCGGAUUAUGCGGGGUUGUAUCUUGCCCCUCCUCCGCCGCCCACCCCGCAACCCCCCGCCACUCCGCCAUCAUCAGGGGAAGGGGGGAGCGGAGGGGGCGGAGGGGAAGGCGGGGAGGGGGCAGGGCGGAAGGAGGGGUGUCUGCAGCAGAAGCGGCAGCGGCAGCAGCUGCAGCUGCUGCUCAUCCUUCAACUCAUGAGAAGCUCCCAAGGUCCGAUUCACGAGAGGGUGAACGACUGCUGGGAGGUGUGCGUGUCCACCAGCGAUGGGCAGUUCCAACAGGUCAGCUUCGUGAACGCCAUUGCGACCACGCGAGGAGGCACGCACGUGAACAUGGUAUCAGAGCAGAUCGUGAGGUACCUGCUGGACAAGGCGCAAAAGAAGGCAGCUACUGGCAAGCACGGGUCCGCCAGUGGCGCUGCUGCCAUCAAACCCCACCAGGUGCGCAGUCAGCUGUGGGUGUUUGUGAACUGCCUGGUGGUGAAUCCAGCCUUUGACUCGCAGACCAAGGAGACGCUCAACACACGCCCCUCUGACUUUGGCUCCAAGUGCCACCUCUCGGAAGACUUUCUCAAGAAAGUGGCUGCCAAGUGCGGCAUAGUGGAGCAUCUGCUGUCCUUGGCAGCGCACAAGCAGACCAAGGAUCUCAAGCGCAGCGACGGCAGCAAGAGGCAGCGCGUGUCGGGCAUAACGAAGCUGGACGAUGCCAACGAGGCGGGUGGUAGGAAUGCGGAGCACUGCACCCUGAUAUUGACAGAAGGAGACUCUGCUAAGACUCUGGCGGCAACGCGCGUGUCGGGCAUAACGAAGCUGGGCGAUGCCAACGAGGCGGGCGGCAGGAAUGCAGAACACUGCAUUCUGAUCCUCACUGAAGGGGACUCUGCAUUGGAGGGUAGGAAGGACACUAUUCUGAUCCUCACUGAAGGGGACUCUGCCAAGACUCUGGCGGUGUCAGGGCUGAGUGUGGUUGGCCGCGACCGCUACGGCGUGUUCCCCUUACGAGGCAAGCUGCUGAACGUGUCAGGUCUGAGUGUGGUGGGUCGCGACCGCUACGGCGUGUUCCCCUUACGAGGCAAGCUGCUGAACGUGAGGGACGCGUCUCACCGGCAGAUGAUGGAGAAUACUGAGAUAGGCCACCUGAAGCAGAUCCUGGGGCUGCAGCAUGGGAAGAGCUACGAGAGCGUGAAGGCUCUGCGAUACGGGCACCUCAUGAUCAUGACUGACCAGAUGAUGGAGAAUACUGAGAUCGGGCAUCUGAAGCAGAUCCUGGGGCUGCAGCAUGGGAAGAGCUAUGAGAGCGUGAAGGCGCUGCGAUAUGGGCACCUUAUGAUCAUGACUGACCAGGUGAGUGAGACCGUGAAGACGCUGUCUUCUCAUCAACCUGCUGCACUCCUGCUGGCCGUCCCUGCUCAAGCACCCCUCUUGCUUUCGUUUCUUCUCUUCCUCCCUCUCAGCACCAUCAUUCACUCCAUCGUGCAUGUCUCCUCUGCCCUCACCACUCAUUCCCAUGCCACCCACCAGGACCACGAUGGGUCCCACAUCAAGGGUCUUCUCAUCAACCUGCUGCACUCCUGCUGGCCGUCCCUGCUCAAGCACCCCUCCUUCCUCCGCGAAUUCAUCACCCCGAUCGUCAAAGCCACCGGGCCUAGAGGCCGCACCCUCGCCUUCUACACCAUACCUGAGUACGAGGCUUGGAAGCGGACCUUAGGCUCGGACGCGAGGCAGUGGAAGGUGAAGUACUACAAGGGUCUGGGCACGAGCACGCCUAAAGAAGCCAAGGAGUAUUUUGCACAGCUGGACCGGCACAGGAAGGACUUUGAGUGGCGGGGGGAGGGCGACGGGGAGCGGAUCGAGAUGGCGUUUAGUAAAAAGGCGGUGGAUGCGAGAAAGCAGUGGCUGCGGUCCUAUGAGCCCGGCACGUACCUGGAUCAGACGGCGCAGCGCAUCAGCUACAGUGACUUUGUGGACAAGGAGCUCAUCCUCUACUCCAUUGCUGACAACAUGCGCUCCAUCCCCUCCGUCAAGCCCCUCAUACCCUCCUCCCUGCCCCAUCCCAUGAUCCCGGCACGUACCUGGACCAGACGGCGCAGCGCAUCAGCUACACCCGGCACGUACCUGGAUCAGACGGCGCAGCGCAUAAGCUACAGCGACUUUGUGGACAAGGAGCUCAUCCUCUACUCGCUUGCUGAUAACAUGCGCUCCAUCCCCUCCGUUGUGGACGGCUUAAAGCCGGGGCAGCGCAAGAUCCUGUUCUCGUGCUUCAAGCGCAAGCUGCACUCGGAUAUCAAGGUGGGUGCUGUGCGGUGCUGCGGCAUGACCUGCAGUGCAUGCAUGCACAGGCGUGCGCUCCAUCCCCUCCGCCGUCGAUGGGCUGAAGCCGGCACAGAGGAAGAUCCUGUGGCGCAGCUGGCAGGGUACGUGUCAGAGCAUGCAGCAUACCACCACGGCGAGCAGAGUCUGAUGAGCACCAUUGUGAACCUCGCCCAGGACUUUGUGGGCAGCAACAACGUCCACCUGCUCGUGCCCUCGGGGCAGUUCGGUACUCGCCUGCAGGGCGGAGGGCGGACGAUGGAGGGGGUAGCGCAGGAGGCAGAGGGUGGUGGGCAGAGGGAAGGGAGAGGAGGGCAUGGUGCAGAGAGAAUAGGGUGGAGGGCAGAGGGCGGUAGCAGGGGACCGAAGGGAGUUCCAGCUACUCCUUCCUCUCCCUCCUCUCCCUCCUCUCCCUCCCCUCCCUCCCCUCCCUCCUCUCCCUCCCCUCCCUCCCCUCCCUCCUCUCCCUCCCCUCCAUCCAAUCCCUCCUCUCUCUUCUCACCCUUAUCUUCCUCCUCUCCCGCCUCUCCCUCCUCUCCCGCCUCUCCCUCCUCUCCCUCCUCUCCCUCCUCUCCCUCCUCACCCUCCUCUCCCUCCUCUAUCUUCUCUCCAUUCUCUCCCUCCUCUCUCUCCCCUCCCUCCUCUCCCUCCUCUCCCGCCUCUUCCUCCUCUCCCUCCCCUCCCGCCUCUCCCUCCUCUUCCUCCUCUUUCUUCUCUCCCUUAUCUCCCUCCUCUUCCCCCUCUCCCUCCACUCUCUCCUUUACCGCCUCUCCCUCCUAUCCCACCUCUCCCUCCUCUCCCUCCUCUCCCUUCUCUCCAUCCUCUCCCUCCUCGCCCUCCUCUCCCUCCUCUCCCUCCCCUCCCUCCUCUCCCUCCCAUCCCUCCUCUCUCCCCUCUCUCUCCUCUCUUCCUCCUCUCUGCCCCUCCUUGGCUGACGACGCACUGCUGGAUUACCUGGAUGACGACGGGCAGAGGAUCGAACCCAAGUGGUCGUAUGAGCCUAAUGUGCCCCCUUUUCUCUCCCCUCCCCCCAGGUACGUGCCCAUCCUGCCCGUGGUGCUCAUCAACGGCAGUGAAGGCAUCGGCACGGGGUACGUGCCCAUCCUGCCCAUGGUUCUAAUCAACAGCGGUGAAGGGAUUGGCACGGGGUGGAGCUCGUACGUGCCCAUCCUGCCCAUGGUGCUCAUCAACGGCAGUGAGGGCAUAGGCACGGGGUGGAGUUCGUAUGUGCCAACGUUCAACCCACGGGACGUGGUGGCGAACCUCAAGAGGCGCAUGAGAGGGGAGCCCAUGCUGCCCAUGCACCCCUGGUUCCGUGGCUUCAAGGGUUCCAUCCAGCUGACGUCAGCGCGGCAGGGAGGAGGCAACUCGUACACCGUGACAGGUGUCGCGACGCGAUUGGCCAGCAGCAGCGGCGGGCGCAAGGGCGAGAAGCAGCCGCAGCAGCAGGGAGUGACAGGUGUCGCGAUUACAGAGCUCCCCAUCCGCACGUGGACCCAGAACUACAAGGAGUUUCUGGAAGGGAUGAUGGGAGGAGCGGGUGGUGGUCAUGGUGGUGGGGAGGGAGGGGGAAAGGUGGCGCUGAUUAAGGACAUGAGGGAGUAUCAUACUGACACGUCGGUGCAUUUUGAGGUUGAGUUUACUGCUGAAGGAGCGGCGUAUUUCAUGGGAGAAGGAGGGACGGUGGGAGCGAGGAGAGGAAGUGCUGCAGCGGCUGCUGCUGCCUCUGCUGCUGCUGCUGCGGCGGCGGCGGCGGCGGGGGCAGGUGCUGCAACUGCUGCUGGUACUGCCACUGGUGCUGCUGCAACGGCAGCAGCAGCUGGUGGUGCUGCUGCUGGGGUGGGUUUUCCUGAGGGUGAAGACUUGGAAGCGGGUGCAAGGUCGCCUGGGAGUGGAGACGUAGGGGGGGAGGGGAUGGGCGGAGGAGGAGCGGGAUGUGAGGGGGAGAGAGCAGAGGGGCAAGAGGAGGAGGAGGGGGAGGAUGCGAGGAGGGAGAGGGAGGAGAGGAGGGCGCGGGCGCAGUGGGCUGUGAUGGAGAAGAGGCUGAAGCUGACGACGACGAUGAACACGGGCAACAUGCAUCUGUUUGAUGCUGAGGGGCGCAUAAAGAAAUACGACAGCCCGGAAGAGAUAAUCGAGGACUUCUAUGGCAUUCGCCUGGGGUACUACGAGCAGAGGAAGGAGCACCAGCUGGCGCAGCUGAGGCACGAGCUGCUGCGGCUGGACAACCGAGCUCGCUUCGUGCGGGCGGUGAUUCAAGGGGAGGUGGUUAUCACCAAUAGGAAACAAGCCGACAUUGUUGCUCAGCUGAAGGCCCGUGGUUUCACCCCUCUCCCCAAGGGCCACGCUGCCGCCCCUGUCGUGGUUGCUGACGUGGACCCGGGCAGCACUGACGUCAGCGCGGAUGGGGAGGACGUGCAUGCUGACGUGGAGAUGGACGACGUGGAGGCACCAGCAGGACAAAAGACAGGGAAGGGAAAAAACACAGCAAGAGCAGCGGGAAAAGCAGCAGCAGCGGGAACAGCACGGGCAGCAGCAGCACCACCACCAGCAGCAGCGUAUGAGUAUCUUCUAGGGAUGGCUCUUUGGAGCCUGACGUGGGAGCGCGUGGAGCAGUUGGAGAGGGAGAGGCGGGGGAAAGAGGAGGAGGUGGUGGUGCUGCAGGCGACCUCGCCCCUGCAGCUGUGGGAGAGGGACCUCGACCUGUUUCUGGAGACUCUCGAGGAGGAGGUGGUGCUGCUGCAGGCCACGUCGCCCCUGCAGCUGUGGGAGAGGGACCUCGACCUGUUUCUGGAGACUCUCGAGGAGGUGGAGGCAGAGGCGGCUGAGGACGAGAGGGAGAGGGAGCGAGCCGCCAAUCAGCACAAGGCACGUGGCAGGAAUGCAGCAGGGAGGAAGGGCGGCAAGCAGCAGGCAGGGGGGGGAAGCAGGGGGAAGAAGGCAGGGGUAACCGGCGGAGGAGGGACCGGGGGAGGGGGAGGAGGAGGGGGCAGGGGGGAGGCAAAGGGCAGAGCAGCGAGUGAUGGGAGCAAUGGGGAGAAUGAAGAGAAGAGGGAGGAGGGUGCUACGGAUGGAAGCGAGGAAAUGGAUGAGGACAGGGAGGGAGAGGAGGGGAGUGAGAGUGAGGAGGACGCUGAGGAUGAAGGGGAGGAGAGUGAGGACGAUAGUGACUUCGAACCAACAACAGCAAAGUCUAAGGGCAGGGCUGCAGUGCCAGUGGACACGCCAACACCAAGACAGUCCACUCCCCGCCACUCCUCCCGCCUCACCCGCACCCAAGCAGCAUCAGCAGCAGUACCACCAACAGCUGCUGCUGCUGCUCCUCCUGAUGCUGCCUCUCCCCAACAGUCGAAUGAACAGGCAGGCACACAGGCACAGGGAAAUACAUACGCACAGGUAGAAAACGAUGCAGAGGGGUCAGGAGGCCAGGGAGGAGAGCAAGAGCAAGAGGAUGUGGAUGUGGAUCCGUCACCACCCUUCCCACCGCCGUCGCCAGCAGCAGCAGCAGGCAUGGGGGAGUCUCCCCCUGUGAUUGAAAUGACAUCAUCCGAGGAAGAGGGUGGGGCGUUCGGCUUGCAGGCGGGUGGGGGGCUGCGACUGGGUGCUGCCUCUGACCCAUACUCUCUCCAUGCAUCUCCCUCCGCAUCCCCACCGCUCUCCACUCCUCUCCACGCCUCUUCCACCCCCAACCCCCCCACAAGCACAGCCACACCUGUAAAGGUCGUGGAGGUGGGAGAGGGAGAGGGGCAGGUGGGAGGGGGCGAGGAGCGGCGAGUGGGAGAGGAAGAGGGAGAGGGGGGAGGGGAGGAAGAGGACGAGGAGGAGCUGAAGCAGGUAGUGGUAGUGGCAGUGGUGGAGGGCGAGGAGCAACGAUUGGGAGAGGAGGGAGGGGAGGAAGAGGAGGAGCAGGAGCAGCAGCUAGUGGUGGUGGCAGUGGUGGAGGUGUAG
This is a messenger RNA of Closterium sp. Naga37s-1, 6837 nucleotides long. NCBI's taxonomy places the organism in Eukaryota, Viridiplantae, Streptophyta, Zygnematophyceae, Desmidiales, Closteriaceae. The record is from the annotation of a GenBank genome assembly.